Messenger RNA from Penicillium lagena, 480 nucleotides. Its product is annotated as Glyoxalase/Bleomycin resistance protein/Dihydroxybiphenyl dioxygenase. The record is from RefSeq and is a predicted model, not a curated record. NCBI's taxonomy places the organism in Eukaryota, Fungi, Ascomycota, Eurotiomycetes, Eurotiales, Aspergillaceae. The transcript is spliced from 2 exons. The coding region runs from base 1 to 480 and encodes 159 amino acids.
AUGGCUGCACAACCUCCUUUCAUCUCUCACAUCCUCGAAACAUGUCUAUACGUACGCGAUGUCGGUGCAUCAGUUGAUUUCUAUAAAUCCGUCCUAGGUACCGAGCCUUUUAUACAAGCACCUCGCGUUGCCGGCUUUAAUCUCGGAUCCACGACUCUUCUACUCUUCCAACUCGGGCAGACCUCUAAGAACAUUAUCGACCCUAACGGCGGAGUCAUCCCGGGUCACGGUCCUAGUGAACAGAUCAUCUCUUCCCUCCGCUCCGACAACCCAGGUAACAGAACUUAUCUAAAGCAGCAUUUCUGCUUUGCCGUCGAUAGUCCUGCCGACGUGGUACAGUGGGAUGCGUAUCUUCAGAAACUCGGCAUCCCCGUUACUGGCCGCAUGGACUGGGAUCUUGGUGGGAAAAGUGUUUAUUUUGAAGACCCGGAUGGACAUAUUGCAGAAAUCGGGUCGCGGGGGAUUUGGAAGCACUAUUGA